AUGGCGCCGAGCAAGCUCCGGCAGGCGCUGGGCGCGGCCAAGGACCAGACGACCAUCGCGCUCGCCAGGGUGGGCGGCGCGGACGACGAGGUGGCCGCGGACGUCGAGGUGGCCAUCGUCCGAUCCACCGCGCACGGCGAGGCCCUCCCCGCCGACGACCGUCACGUCGCGGAGAUCCUCGCGCUGACGCGCUACUCCCGCGCGCGCGUCGCCGCGUGCGUGGCCUCCUUGUCGCGCCGGCUCGGGCGGACCCGGACGUGGCCCGUCGCGGUCAAGGUGCUGGCGCUCGUGCACCGCCUGCUCGCGGAGGGGGACCCGGCGUUCGAGCAGGAGGUGUUCCUCGCCACGCGCCGCGGCAGGCGCAUGCUCGACAUGUCCCGGUUCCGCGACCGCGGCCGCGCGCGCUCCCGCGACUGGGACUUCGCCGCGUUCGUGCACGCCUACGCCGUGUACCUCGACGACCGGCUCAAGUGCCGGAUGCAGGGCCGCCAGGGAGCCGUGGCCGGCCCGAGAAAUCGGAGCGUCCACGGCAGCAGCUUCCACGACACCGCCGACGGGGCAGGCGAGGUGCACGAAGCUUGGCCGGCGACCGAGACGGGCACGGAGGAUCUGGUCGCGAGGCCGCAGCAGCUGAAGCACCUCCUCACCCGGUUCAUCGAGUGCCGGCCGACGGGGAAGGCGAGGACGAACCGGGUGGUCACGACGGCGUUGUACCGGCUGGUGAAGGAGAGCGCGGCGAUGUACUGCGAGCUCACGGAGGUGAUGGUCGUGCUCAUGGACCGCUUCGCCGAGCUGGACACCCCCGCCUGCGUGCGCGUCCACUCGAUCUUCACCAGCCUCGCGAAGCUGGUCGACGAGCUCGACGACUUCUACGCGUGGUGCAAGGCCACCGCCGUGUGCCGCCCGUCCGACGUCCCCGAGAUACAACGCGUCAGGCAGAAGAACCUGGACCUCAUGGGCGAGUUCAUCCGCGAAAGGCUAGCGUCGGCCACGCAGCGAUGCCGCUCGCCGCUCAGCUCGCCUGCUUCUACCCCCGUUACCACUCGAGAGGAGAACAAUACCGGCAAGGCUGCGGCGGCGGCUGAGCUUGCAGACUCGUUCGUCGCGGUGGAUGACAAGAUGGCCAACUUCUUCAACUUGGACGAAGACACCUCGCCGCCGUCCGGCGAGGAGCAUGGCCGGGAUCUGACAUUGGGACUAUUGGUCGGUUGCUCGGCGGAAGCGGCGGCGUCGGAAUGGGUGGCGUUUGACGAUCCAUCGGAAGAUUGGGAGACAGCUCUGGUGCAGUCGACGAGCAGUCCCGCUGCGCGGCGCCCGCUUGGUGCGACGGCGCUUGCACUGCCGCCAACGACUGGUGCAAACGCCGCCGGCACAAGGACUGAUCCAUUCGCCGCGUCGCUGGCGGUGCCUCCGCCGACGUAUGUCCAGAUGACAGACUUGCGGGCAAGGCUGCGGCUCCUUGUGCAGGAGCAGAACGCAUGA
Messenger RNA from Panicum virgatum (switchgrass), 1482 nucleotides. Its product is annotated as putative clathrin assembly protein At1g03050. The transcript is spliced from 3 exons. NCBI's taxonomy places the organism in Eukaryota, Viridiplantae, Streptophyta, Magnoliopsida, Poales, Poaceae. Gene Ontology annotation, cellular component: clathrin-coated pit; clathrin-coated vesicle. Gene Ontology annotation, molecular function: clathrin heavy chain binding; phosphatidylinositol-4,5-bisphosphate binding; SNARE binding. Gene Ontology annotation, biological process: clathrin coat assembly; clathrin-dependent endocytosis; vesicle budding from membrane. The coding region runs from base 1 to 1482 and encodes 493 amino acids. The record is from RefSeq and is a predicted model, not a curated record.